Messenger RNA from Stylonychia lemnae, 456 nucleotides. Lineage: Eukaryota; Ciliophora; Spirotrichea; Sporadotrichida; Oxytrichidae. The record is from the annotation of a GenBank genome assembly.
AUGGUAGAGUCAAAUUUAUAAGAACUAACAAGCAGACUUCAAUCAGAGAAGGACUGGCACUAAAGUGCUAUCUUUACCGAAAAGGGUGAGAUCCUUGCCAAUAUCAAGGCUGUCCUUAAGCCAGAUGAGAUUCAGUUUUACAUUAAAGCUUAUGAUGACAGAGACACGACUGUUGGCGAAGGAUUUUACAUCAAUGAUGUUCACUUUGAUGUUCACAGAUUCCACCCACCUCUUAUCUAUGGAAGAAGAGGAGGCCCUGAUGAUGGCGAGGGCAUCGCUCUGUGCAGAGUAAAGCCUAGAACUUAAGUAGGAGAUGAGAGAUAUUGGUACCUUCUCAUAACCUACUUAUUGCCAAUAUUAUCUGCCAAAGCUGUCCCUCAAAUGGUCAAAUUCUCUGAGACUUAUCGUAAGAAUAAUAAUUUAUAUCAUUAUAUUCUAGUUGGAAACCCAGAAUGA